Molecule: messenger RNA, 3093 nt
Organism: Ramularia collo-cygni
Lineage: Eukaryota; Fungi; Ascomycota; Dothideomycetes; Mycosphaerellales; Mycosphaerellaceae
Product: related to importin 9
Exons: 2
Coding region: 1-3093 (1030 amino acids)
Biological process (GO): protein import into nucleus
Cellular component (GO): cytosol; nuclear envelope
Molecular function (GO): small GTPase binding
Source: RefSeq, a predicted model, not a curated record
AUGGAGGAGCAGCUAGUGCAGCUAUUUACCGAGACACAGUCUCCCCAGGAAACCACACGCAAGAAUGCAGAAUUGCUGUUGAAACAGCUUCGAGACCAGAACUCGGACUUUCCGUUGGGAUUGAUCUCUGUUGGUGCGCACGCCGAGGUUCCUCUCGAGAUCCGCCAGGCUGCUCUCCUCUACCUGAAAACUUUCGUCCUGGCGUGCUGGUCACCGCAAUUUGACGAAUUCGCGGGCCAGCUGUACGCGGAUGAUGGCAAGAAAGCUCAAAUCCGCCAGCGCCUGCUUGAUCUGGCAUUGAGUGAUCGCGACGAGAGGAAGAUCAAAAGUGCUGCCAGUCUCGUGGUGAGCAAGAUUGCUACUGCAGAUUUCCCAGAUGAGUGGCCAACGCUCUUGCCUACCGUGCUGAAUGUGGUGAGCACUGGAGUGGAUGCACAGCUACAUGGCGCCCUGAAAGUGCUCAACGAGCUCGUGGAUGAUUGUUUUGGUGAAGAGCAGUUCUUCAGCGUUGCCAGGGAUCUUGUCCGCGUGAUGUUCGAGGUCGCGACAAACGAGAGUAGGAAAGCUACUUUGCGAGCAUUGGCAGUGUCUGUCUUUCGCUCUUGUUUCGACAUCCUUGAAAUGGUCAUGGAAGAUCAUAAAGCAGCCGUGAAAGCCUUUGCGGAGGAGACUCUAGGGAGCUGGAUUGCUUUCUUCAUUGACGCCCUCAAGACACCUUUGGCGCCCUCACCUACCCAGAUCCAAGAAUCUAGCGACCUGGUUGCCGCAGAGGUCUACCGUGGCCACGUUGCACUCAAGCUGCAGGUUGUCAAAGUACUGAUGCGAAUCCGAUCGCUGUUUCCAGGGAACCUGUCACCACACAGCCCCGCCUUGUUCUCCGCAACAUGGCACGAGCUUUCCACACUGCAGGGUCAAUAUCAGGCAAUGUACAUUGAGGAUGACAUGCAGGGUCGUCUCGAGGAUGCGGACGGACUGCCGUACACUUUGGACUUCUUAGUCCUCGAGGAGCUCGACUUCAUGCAAGCGUGUCUGCGCGCACCACCUGUACGCAAGGAGCUGGAACAGCAGCUCCAAGCCGCCAACGGAGGGCUGAGCUGGAUCACCGAUGUUAUGAAGAUCGCAGUGGCCUACGCUCAGAUCACGGUCGAGGAGGAGGGCCUAUGGGAUAUCGACUGCAACGUCUUUCUAUCGGAGGAAACCAACGUCACAGCAAAUUACACUCCGCGAUCAGCUUGCGGUGACCUUGUCAUCAAGCUAGGGGAAUGGCUGAACACCACGGCUGUUGAAGGCCUGCUCACAUACACUCGUUCGCUCUACUCUGAGAGCUCCGGAUGGAAGAUGAAGGAGGCUGCUCUAUACCUCCUCAACCAGCUACUAAGUGAUUUCCAAGACGUGGAAAAACAAAUUAGCCCAGAGGCUGCGCAAAGCUAUGUGGACUUCAUCCAGCACGCCUUGCAAGAGGACGUCGUCUUUCUGAGAGCGAGAGGCCACCUUGUCGCUGGCAGUCUGAUACGGACCUCUGGGGUCACUCUCCAAUCCGUGGCGGCCGCUUUCAUGGAGGCUUCUCUACAAGCAAUCUCACAGGAUGCGUCGGAGAUUGUUCAGGUCUCCUGCAUUCGCACGCUUCAAUACUACCUUUCCUCCCUACCGUCAGCCGCUAUGCUAGCGAAACAGCCAGCUAUCAUCACCGCUCUUUCAGACUUUAUCAAUGCUCAGGAUUUCGAUGAUCUCGUCGAUAGUGACGAUAUGUUGAUCACCAUCAUCGAGACUUUGCGUGACGCCAUCCUGCUAGACGUACGAACAUGUCUCCAAGGUGGUGGGCUUGAUCUACUUUUCACGGUCGCCAGCCGCGGAGCAACCAACUUUCAGAUCGCACUUAUGGUUGCGGAGACCUUUGAAGAUGUCUCGAGUACGAUUGCUGAACUUGGCAGCGAGGCGUAUGCGCAGUUGACGACAAAGGUGUUACCUUCCCUCAUGGGCGCCUUUGAUGUUGCCACUUUGACAGAGGAGAAUGCCUUGGCGAACCUUGCGGCGGAGCUGCUGUCUGCGCUUGCAGAGAACGGAACCACACCAAUGCCUCCCGGUUUUGUUGUCUCGGUGUUGCCGCGCCUGAACAGGCUUUUGCUUGGCUCCCAGGAUGACGAGCUUUUGAAAUCGUCUACAGCCGCCAUCCGGCACUUGAUUCAUCAUGAUCCCGAGCAGGUAUUCAGCUUUCAAGACCAGGACGGCAAAGGCGGACUUGAGGUGGUCCUUGUCAUUAUCGAUCGCCUCUUAAACCCGGCCGUUGAUGAUCACAGUGCUGCAGAGGUUGGUGGCCUUGCUGCAGAGGUCGUCGAAAAGGCUGGCUCUGACAAGCUCGGUCCUUACCUCAUGCAGCUUCUCCGUGCGGUCGCUGUUCGACUCGCCACUGCAACCAAGGCCCAAUUCAUUCAAAGCUUGAUUCUCGUCUUUGCUCGUCUUUCGCUCAUCUCCGCACAAGAAGUCGUUGGCUUCCUCGCCGACGUACGUGUUGGUGAGCAGUCUGGUUUACAGGUCGUCAUGAGCAAGUGGUUGGAGAACUCUGUGAAUUUUGCCGGCUAUGAGGACAUCCGAGAGAAUGUUGUCGCCCUGUCCAAAUUGUUCGAGCUUAAUGACCCUCGCAUUGCUGAAAUCCAGGUCAAGGGAGACAUGAUCAUUCCCACUUCAGACCGCAUUAUGACUCGAUCUCGAGCGCGUCAAAACCCCGAACAGUACACAAUCAUCUCAGCACAGCUCAAGAUCGUCAAGAUUUUGGUUGAUGAGCUUCUCUCGGCCUCAGGUAGCGCUCGUAACCUGGACGCUGCUGCUGCCGCUGAGCUAGAUGACGAUGAUGAGGAGGAUGAGGGCGAAUGGGAAGACGAYGAUUUCCUUGAUCUGGCCUCGGGUAUGACGAAGUCUCAGCUCAUGGCACUCGGCGCUGAAGACGGUCCCGGGAUGUCGCGUAGCAGGGAUGAUGAAACUCAGGCCUAUCUGCUUGACUUCUUCAGGAAGGCUGCGCAAACUCCUGGUUUCGAUGAGGUGUUCAACGCGCUUACGCCCGGUGAGCAGGAGAAGUUGAGGACUAUGAGCGACUAG